UUCCUCUUCCAUCUUUCAAAAUGUUUGGCGGAUUUCUCCGUUCAAGCACUUCUGCGCUGUUCUCGGUAUCACGAACACUGCCCAGGACAGCAAUACCGACGCGGCUAGCUAUACGGCUCGUCUCGAGUGUCUCUCGCCUCACCGACACCCUUUACAUAGCCAAUCUGCCGUACAACAUGACUGACGACGACGUACGGUAUGAACUCGGGAGCUUUGGAGCGAUUAAGAACGUGAAGAUGGGCGUGAACUCCAAUGGUAUACCGAUGGGCUACGCACAUGUUACAUUUGAAUCUCAGGAAUGUGCUGAGCGUUUAUUCAAGUCCCACCAGGAGGAGCCGUUCGUGUUCGGCACCCGCCAAGCGAGAAUCGAACUCAGCAUCCCCUCGAAGGCACGGGAAACGCGCGAGUCUGGCGAGACGAAGUCGCUCCCUACGCGAACUCUCUAUGUCGGGAACCUUCCGUAUAACAUGACAGAAGACGACAUACGGUAUGAGCUCAGCAGUUUUGGCGAGAUCCUCCGUGUACAAAUGGGCAUGAACUCUCGCGGUCUCGCACUUGGCUUCGCACAUGUUGAAUUUGUGGAAGUGUCUCAGGCUAUGAGCGUUUUCAAGGCGCACGAAGAGCAGCCAUUCGUGUUUGGCGGCCGUCAGACCCUCAUGGACUACGGAAAACCCUCAAAACGGGAUGAGAAGCGGGGCCCCUCGGAUACGCUCUUCAUUGGUGGAUUCCCUGAUGGUGCAGAGGCCGAGUUGAGGGAAGCGGCCAGCAAGUUUGGGAGACUUAUGCGGGUUCAUGUCGCGUACGAUGCGGAGGGCAAAUCUCGACGCUUCGCGCAUGUACAAUUCUCCCAGCAAGAGAGUGCUGAAAGGGCGUUUGAGCAUUUUAUGAGAGAACCGCUUGUCCUGGACGGUCUCCAGAUGAACAUUGACUUCCAGGAGACAAAAAACCCUGCACCUAAAGACCCAAACCAAAAAUUGUAUUUUUAUGACUUCAUUGGAGACGAAAAGGCCAUGCGUGAAAUGCUGGGCCCAUACGCGGCAAAUGUGGUCAGCGUAUACUUCCUGCGCAACAACUACUCGGAAAAAGCGAACGCAGGCUUCAUUCACAUGAGCGACGUCGAGAGCGCGACAGACUUGAUGGAGAAGCUAAAUGGGACACGAACAGGGGAGGGUACCACCUUCAAGUUGGAAUACGCUCGUCGUCGAGAAUUCGACAAGCCUCGUUCGCCUCGAAGAUCCUUUGAUGACGAUGAGAUGUUCUGAAUGUAAUAUACUCGAUAUUAAAAGUAGACAUAUCUAACUAUUAUAUUCAUUACCCCACUCCACCAUUGAAAACGAUUUGGG
Messenger RNA from Guyanagaster necrorhizus, 1343 nucleotides. RefSeq lists its product as uncharacterized. The record is from RefSeq and is a predicted model, not a curated record. Gene Ontology annotation, molecular function: RNA binding. Lineage: Eukaryota; Fungi; Basidiomycota; Agaricomycetes; Agaricales; Physalacriaceae. Bases 21 to 1262 code for a protein of 413 amino acids. The transcript has 5 exons.